CUUUACAUGAGUGAUCUGCCACCAAGGCUUGAUUUUUUCAUGCAACAUGAACUCCUGUUUGGUCCGACCAGAUAAUUUUUCAAUCCUAAUCUAGAUACUAGCAAAGGCAUACUGGUAGAAAUCAACGAUUUAAAGGCAACAGAAAACACCAAGUCAUGAUCUUAUACUCUAUGCUUUCAACUUCAUCACGAAUCAUGUUUGAAAUCACGAUUAUUCUUAACUUUUCUAAUCACAACCUGGGGAACAAAUUACUCUCGAUGCCAGAAUGAAUUUCAUCUCUGUUAUCUGCCAGAUGAUUCCUAAGAUAAAAUGAACCAAUCGUAACUUGAAGUAGCGCACCGAGUGGAGUUGUGAUGAUAAAUUAUCCAAUUACUGAUGGCCAUAAACAAUCGAUUAAUUAAGGAUCAACAAAUGACCAUUAUGACCAAUGAAUACAGGGUACCAGAUGAUAGACAAUGGUCUAAAGUUGAUCUUAUAACAAUCAGUAUAUUCUCAUAAGGGCAUCAAUCACAUUAUCAACAUUGCCAUUGUCGUUUAUUUAGACCAUGACUAAAUAUACGACAAAAUGCCCGUAAAAUAGCCAAAUUGUUUUUCUCUGUUCCUGUUUUUUUAAAAAAAUAAUGUAAAAUAUUAAUAGUUUUAGAUUAAUUUUAUGAUCAUUAGAUUUUUACUAAUGGUUAUGAAAAGAAAGUAAACUCAAGUCGUUAAUUCGUAUUAAUAUCACGGAAAGAAAAAGUAGAGCAUAAUGAAAUGUUCAAGUGUUAAACUUUUAAAUUAAUUAAUCGAAAAGAGUGUUUUUAUUUUGACUUUCCUUACAAUUAUGUCACCAAUUGCCCAUCAUAUUGUUAAAAAAUUAUAUUUAAUGUUCUGUGAACAGUAAAAAAAGUGAUCCAAAGUAAUCAUACAAUUGUCUUGUUUAUAAAUUGAUUUGAUAGACAAAAAGAAGGAAGUUUUCACCAAAGCUCGGUUUUUUCACCAAUUCAUAGUGUUAACAAUUUCCUUGUGGUUCCAAAGGAAGGAGAAGCCAAGAAUGGAUGAUCAAGAAGGAUAAAAAUCUAAAGGGCAAAGCUGUUGGAAGAGGAUAAAUGAUGAAAAGAAGGAGAAGCUGAUAAAAGGAAUAAACUACAUCCGAUUUCCAUUGUGUCUCCUGUUGAAUUGCUUAGCCAUUUUAAAGCAAGAAAUUAAAGAAGUGUUGACUCUGGUAAUAAUCUGGAAAUUAAGGGAAUCACUGAUCUGUAUCGUACUCGCCUCAAUUCAGUCUCAAUCAACGUCCUUCAGUAAUCGUCAUCAUCAAUAAUCUAGGUACUGCUAAAUUUAACCACUAAAGCCACCAAUGAUGAGCACAGAAGACAGCUUUGAUUGGAGUUGGAAAUAAUUAUUGACGAAGCCGGCAAUGACAACCGAAUGAAUAUUAUAUUCAAUUGGAGGAGGAGUAGAUGAAGAGGAGGACGGUAUUGAUGGUGAUGAUGAUGGAAGCGAUGAAAAUGAUGAACUGAAAUAGAGGCUAGUUGAAAUUGGUUCAUCAUAAAAAUUUAAUGUUAUAAAGAAAUGUUGGUUAACUUCAAUUACGUGCCACUCUUGCAGCCAAUCCACUCGUCAAGUUAAUCUUACUGUUUUGUAUCUUUGCUUCAACUAAUUAAUUUACUUUUGAUUGCCAACACCAUGGAUUUUAAUUGAUUUAAUUGGCUCAUUUCGCUCUACAUUCAUUUGCCAUUUGUUAAACUUUACAAGUCAACGGGAUCAACACCAAUUUUCAUCUUUUUUCACUGUAUUUCCACUUUUCUCAAUUCAUUACCGGUUGAUCAUUCCUUUUCUUAAUUGUAUCCAUUUUGAUUAAAUGCUGAAAAUAUGAAACUUCCUGACAUUGUGCGUUCACCUCGAUUCAUACUGGUCUGGUUAAUUCCAAUCCUUUUUUCGCCUCUUCUCUGUUGUAACCAUGAUCCUGUUAAUCGAGGAGCUUUUGUUUUGCUCGUUAUGGGGGCUUAUUGGAUAACAGAAGCCAUUCCGUUGGCGAUAACAGCACUGAUGCCAUUGGUUUUGUUUCCAUUAUUCGGAAUACUCAGUACAGAACAAGCUUGCCAAGCUUUUAUGAAUCAAACCUUAAUGAUAUUUAUUGCCUCCUUGAUGGCUGCUGUUGCAGUGGAAAGUUCAAAUCUUCAUAAUAGAAUCUCAAUCAAGGUAUUACUCUUAUUUGGAACCUCACCUAAAUGGCUUCUCCUGGGCUUCAUGUUGAAUACAAUGUUCCUUUCCAUGUGGAUCAGUAAUACAGCAACAACAGCUUUAAUGAUUCCCAUUGUAGAUGCUGUUCUGGUUCAGCUUCGCCAUCGCACUCCUGCAAAUUCAGAUUCUGGUAAUCGUAAAGUUAGCAUAAUAUCAAACUUGGACUUGCAUCCCACUAAUGAGUCCCGUAAAAGAUCUGGCUCCUCUUUGGUAGCUACAGAAGAUCCUGAAAUCGAUGCUAAAUCAUUUUAUAUUUUACGAAAAUCACUUUUCCUGGGAAUAUGUUAUGCGGCAAACAUUGGUGGUAUCGGUACUUUAACUGGUACUGGACCCAACUUGAUACUUUAUGCUCUUCUGUCUAAUAAGAAGGAAAUGCGAGGGAUUCAUAAUGAGAUUACAUUUUCAAGUUGGAUGACAUUCAAUGUACCGUCUAUGCUUCUCUGUGGAUUCAUUGCUUGGCUUUUCAUUGUUCUUGUUUACAUACGAAAAGCUGUAAAUAAAGAUGAAAAUAAGGAAAGGGAUAAGGUGAUAAGAUCAAUGAUCCAAAAGAAGAACGAGUUAAUGGGUGAUGUAACGUUCCAUGAAUGGUCUGUUUUAAUCUUAUUUGUUAGCAUGAUACUCUUAUGGUUCUUCCGUAAUCCUUCAUUUACCCGGGGUUGGUCUCCAUUGCUUAUUAACCGAAAUGAAGGUGAUUACAUUGGUGAUGCUAGUCCAGCUUUUUUCAUUGUCAUCUUACUGUUUAUGAUUCCAUCAAAUCCAAAAAAUCCAACUCAAUCUCGACCUUUAUUGGAAUGGAACGCUAUUCAAGAAAAGCUUCCUUGGAAUAUCGUUAUACUCGUUGGAGGUGCAUUUGUUCUGGCUAAAGGAACUCAGGCAUCAGGAUUAUCCGAUUGGUUUAGUCAACAACUUGCUCGAAUGCAAGUUUUAUCUCCUUCAAUACUACUCUUGAUCAUAUGUAUUAUUGCUCUAUCCUUAACUGAGAUAACUUCAAAUUCAGCCACGGCAACAGUUAUAUUGCCUUCGAUCAAAAACAUGGCUCUUAAACUCGGUUUUAGUCCACUUUUCUUCAUGUUACCAGUUACGGUUUGCUGUAGUUUCGCAUUCAUGUUGCCUAUUGGUUCGGCCACUAACGCAAUUGUCUUUGAAGCUGGUGAACUUAAAUCAAUGGACAUGAUAAAACCAGGAAUCUUUAUGAAAGUGGCUUGUCUUGUGGUGAUUCUUGUCAUGAUCAAUACUUGGGGAUUUUAUGUUUUCAAUUUCAACGACUUAUCUUCAGUCAACAACUCAACAGGUUCUACCUUAUUUAAUAUGGCCAAUUCUUUAAAACACAAUGGAUCACUAUUUUUGAACUAACAAAUUUUACUAACAAAAUUUAAGAAUAUAUAAAAUUUAAGUUCACUAAAACAAUAAAAAAUUUAUUGAAUCCUUUAA
Messenger RNA from Tetranychus urticae (two-spotted spider mite), 3651 nucleotides. RefSeq names its product Na(+)/citrate cotransporter. Gene Ontology annotation, molecular function: succinate transmembrane transporter activity; citrate transmembrane transporter activity. Gene Ontology annotation, biological process: citrate transport; succinate transport; transmembrane transport. NCBI's taxonomy places the organism in Eukaryota, Metazoa, Arthropoda, Arachnida, Trombidiformes, Tetranychidae. Gene Ontology annotation, cellular component: plasma membrane. The record is from RefSeq and is a predicted model, not a curated record.